AUAGCUCUAUAUAAGGCUUCCUAAAUCCUCUCACGAUAUCACAGUUCAAGAGUCACAUUAAUUACUUUCGAGUACCUUAGAGUGAGAGAUAUGGCGGCUAACCAUUGUUCUAAUAUUUGUUUCCUCCUUCUAUUGCUUCUCUCACAUUUUAAUUUGGGCAAAAGCCAACUUCAGCUGAACUACUACUCCCAAAGCUGUCCAAAAGCAGAAGAGAUCAUCAAGCAACAAGUGAUCAAGCUAUAUAACGAGCACGGAAACACCGCAGUUUCAUGGGUUAGGAAUCUCUUCCAUGAUUGCAUAGUCAAGUCAUGUGAUGCAUCGCUACUUUUAACAACCGUGCGCGGGGUUGUGUCGGAGCAGACGUCGGGGAGAAGUUUUGGGAUGAGGAACUUCAAGUUCGUGAACACCAUCAAAGCUGCUGUUGAGGAAGAAUGCCCCUUGACUGUGUCAUGUGCUGACAUUGUUGCUCUUUCAGCUAGAGAUGGCAUUGUCAUGUUGGGAGGUCCAAGUAUUGAGAUGAAGACAGGGCGAAGGGAUAGCAAAGAAAGCUAUGCAACGGUGGUGGAAGAUUUCAUUCCCAACCACAAUGACUCCAUAUCCUUAGUGCUCUCUCGUUUUCAAUCCAUUGGCAUUGAUGUUGAAGCCACAGUCGCUCUUCUAGGAGCACACUCAGUGGGAAGAGUUCACUGUACGAAUAUGGUGCAGAGGCUCUAUCCUGAUGUGGACAAAACGAUGGACCUUGCACAAGCUGAGUACCUGAAACGUCGAUGCCCGACACCAAAUCCCGAUCCAAAAGUUGUCCAAUAUUCGAGGAAUGAUCAGAUAACCCCCAUGAUCAUUGACAACAACUACUACAAGAACAUCUUGCAACACAAGGGCCUUCUCACUGUAGAUGAGGAACUCGCCACUGACCCAAUAACCUCACCGUAUGUCAUAAAAAUGGCGGCGGACAAUGAAUACUUCCACCAACAGUUCUCAAGGGCCAUUAUCUUGUUAUCAGAGAAUAAUCCUAUAACUGGUGACCAAGGAGAAAUCAGAAAGGAUUGUCGCUAUGUCAAUGCCAAUUAAAUAAUAGCAAACCAUUUUGGUGCGCGAAUGCAUGCAUAUAUGCAUGUUUAAACUUUCUUUUAGUCUUAAAAUAUUUCCACAACGAGUAGCUACGUCUCUCACCCCGGUCAAUGUACUAAAUGGUAGAGGCUAGCCAAGUAUGUAUGUUUAAUUUGCAUGCACUAUAUAGUGAACUCAGUCAACUGGGAAUUAAUAUAUAUGGUUUGAUAAA
Lotus japonicus is the source of this 1279-nucleotide messenger RNA. Its product is annotated as peroxidase 21. The record is from RefSeq and is a predicted model, not a curated record. The transcript has 5 exons. Gene Ontology annotation, molecular function: heme binding; peroxidase activity. Gene Ontology annotation, biological process: response to oxidative stress; hydrogen peroxide catabolic process. Bases 91 to 1068 code for a protein of 325 amino acids. NCBI's taxonomy places the organism in Eukaryota, Viridiplantae, Streptophyta, Magnoliopsida, Fabales, Fabaceae.